This is a messenger RNA of Penicillium cataractarum, 1572 nucleotides long. Its product is annotated as sugar porter family MFS transporter. The transcript has a single exon. Bases 1 to 1572 code for a protein of 523 amino acids. Gene Ontology annotation, biological process: carbohydrate transport; transmembrane transport. The record is from RefSeq and is a predicted model, not a curated record. Gene Ontology annotation, cellular component: membrane. Lineage: Eukaryota; Fungi; Ascomycota; Eurotiomycetes; Eurotiales; Aspergillaceae. Gene Ontology annotation, molecular function: carbohydrate:proton symporter activity.
AUGGACAAACAUAGUUCCAGCCUAUCUGGGCGGGCCUUGCGUAUGGCCCAGGUCAUCCUCGUCGUUGCUCCUGCUUUUAUUAUCUUCGGUUAUAACCAGGCUGGCGCCGGUCCUCUGGCCACUCUUCAGAGUUGGGUGAAGGUCUUCCCUCAGAUCGAUACCGUCAAUACCCAUGGCGCUGUUAAAGCGAAGAAUUCCACCGGCAAGGGCGCAGUGAUUGCUGCCUUCCAGAUUGGAGCUCUUAUGGGCGCUCUCUCUUGCACAUAUAUUUCUGAACGUCUCGGUCGUCGUAAGACCAUCUUCAUCGGAGCGAUCUUGACCAUCAUCGGUCAAUUGCUGCAGGUGUCUGCCUACUCCUUGAUCCAAUUUACGGUUGGACGUAUCAUACUGGGUAUGGGCGUUGGACAAUUCAGCGUGGCAGUACCUGUUUGGCAGUCCGAGUGUUCUGCUGCCAAAAAUCGUGGCCAGCAUGUUAUUGCUGACGGUAUCUUCAUGUGUUUGGGAUAUGCCCUUUGCAAUUGGAUCGACUUCGGAUUCAGCAGGCUCCCCCAUCAGACAACCGGACAAUGGCGUGGUCCUCUUGCUAUCUCCUUUUUCCCAUCCUUAGUGAUCCUGGCUUCAGUCUUCUUCAUGCCAGAGUCACCUCGUUGGCUGGUUCGAGUCAACCGAGUAGAUGAAGCAUCUGCCAGUCUCGCUGCAUACAAGGGAUUAAGUCUUGACGAUGAAGCAAUCAAGUCUGAAAUUUCUGGCAUUGAGUUAUCUCUCGAGGCCACCGCUCAAUCAAAGGGUGUUAUCCGAGAGAUGUUCUCUAAAGACGAUGAAGAGCGUCUACUUUACCGAUUUGGCUUGUGCAUUGUGCUUCAAUUCUUCCAACAAAUGUGCGGAGGCAAUCUCAUCUCAGUCUACGCAUCAACCAUCUUCGAAUCGAACCUGCACAUGAGCAACAGCCUUUCCAAGAUCCUCGCUGCGUGUGCCCUCACUUGGAAGUUCCUUUGCUGUUUUAUCUCUUUCUUUGCAAUCGAUCGCUUAGGCCGACGUGCACUGUUUAUGAUUAGUGGCACUGGCAUGGCUGUAUGCAUGGCGGCAAUGGCCGUUACGACCAGCUUCCCAUCCGAUAAUAAACACGCUUCCAUUGCAUCCGCGACUUUCAUCUUCCUCUUCAACCUAUUCUACCCAAUCGGUUUCCUUGGAGGAAACUUCCUAUACUGUACCGAAGUUGCACCGGUGCGCCUACGAGUCGCCAUGGCAUCGAUCUCGACAGCAAACCACUGGUUGUGGAACUUUGUCGUCGUGAUGGUGACCCCCGUUGCGUUGGAUACAAUUGGAUACCGGUACUAUAUCAUGUAUGCAAUUCUGUCAGCAUGUAUCCCGGUCCUUGUAUACUUCUUCUAUCCGGAGACGAUGAACCGGAACCUCGAGUUGCUCAACCAUGUCUUCCGCGAUGCAUCCUCGCCCUGGGAGAUUGUCUCCAUGGCGCGCCAUUUGCCGCAAGGCGAGGUGACCGAGGCGGACUUUAUGGCUCAAAAUGAGAAAAGUGAUGGUACUUCGGUUGAGAUGAAGGAGAAUGCUUGA